Messenger RNA from Brettanomyces bruxellensis, 2217 nucleotides. RefSeq lists its product as uncharacterized. Gene Ontology annotation, biological process: maturation of SSU-rRNA from tricistronic rRNA transcript (SSU-rRNA, 5.8S rRNA, LSU-rRNA). Gene Ontology annotation, molecular function: protein binding; RNA binding. Gene Ontology annotation, cellular component: small-subunit processome; 90S preribosome; t-UTP complex. NCBI's taxonomy places the organism in Eukaryota, Fungi, Ascomycota, Pichiomycetes, Pichiales, Pichiaceae. The record is from RefSeq and is a predicted model, not a curated record. The transcript has a single exon. The coding region runs from base 1 to 2217 and encodes 738 amino acids.
AUGGAUGUUCAUAGAUGCAGAUUUGUGGACUAUACGCCGGGGAUGAUCACGGCGUUGGCAUUUUCACACAAGUCAAACGAAACAGAAGUAAGCCCAAAACAGCUACGGCUAGCAGUUGGAAGAUCGGACGGAUCUAUUGAGAUUUGGAAUCCAAGGAACUCCAAAAAUAAAUGGCUUUUAGAGAGUACGAUACUAGGAGGAAGCGGUAGAUCGAUCGAAGGGCUUUUAUGGGCAACUAUUGAGCCAGAACUCAGUGCAAAAAGUGGAAAUAAGGAAGGGGAGAGUUUAGGUUUGGAAUUAAAGAGUAGGAGCAGGGAUGGUGGUGCAGCAAGGCUUUUUUCGAUUGGAGGAUCGACAUAUUUGACAGAGUGGGAUAUACGAAAGGGUCUUCCGUUGAAAAAUUAUGAUUGCAACUCGGGAAUAGUGUGGUCUAGUGCAAUUAAUGAGUCGCAAACUCGUAUUGCAGUUGGAUGCGACAAUGGAUCUGUAGUUAUUGUCGAUAUUUCGGGUGGCCCAGGCUCUAUCGAGUAUGAAUGCGUUCUCCAAAGGCAGCAGAGUCGAAUUAUGAGCAUUUGCUGGGUGGGAGACGAUACAGUUAUAGGAGGAUGUGCAGAUGGAAGAAUUAGAGUGUGGUCUUACAAAGGUGACACUAAAGGAAGACUUAUCCAGACUCUCAGAGUCGACAAAUCAAAGCGGGAAAGCACAUUAAUAUGGUCACUAUUGGCGCUUCCACGCAAGCAGCAGUUUGUAUCUGGAGACUCGACAGGUUGUGUCAAAAUUUGGGAUUUGAAGCACAUGACUUUGCAGCAAUCAUUUAAUGUUCACGAGGCAGAUGUUCUUUGCCUCAGCAGUGAUUCCAGGGAGGAGCACUUUUUCAGUGGUGGAGUUGACAGAAAGAUAUUUAACUUCACACUCACCAAAAGUGGCUAUAACUCGGCCAAGUGGGUGAAUACAACAAACAGAUUAUUGCACGGAAAUGAUAUCCGUGCCAUGUGCUCGUUUGAAUCCAGCAAUCAGGAUCUUCUGGCAAGCGGAGGUGUGGAGCGUGUUGUUCUAGUAACUUCCAUGGAGCAUUUCCAGACCAGCGUUCCUUUGAGAAUCACUGAUGAUAGCAUCGAACGUCAUGUUCUCGUGAAUAAGGCAAAAAGACUCGUUGUGAUGUGGCAGGGACAGGAGGUCAAAAUUUGGAAGCUUCAAAAUGAGGGAAAAGCAAAGCGUUUGGUCUGCAAACUUGUUCUCAGCGAUCCAGAGAACAUUAGCUCGGUUGCACUUUCGAAAAACGGACGUUACUUGGCAGUUUCGAGAAUUUCCACCACGAAGUUGUUCGAGCUUGUGGAGGUGAAUCGAGGCAUUGAAGUUGUGAAGGUUGUCUCUACCCUUCUCUCAGGAAUAGGUGCUCGCAUUAUUAAGUUUGUUGAUGAGAAGAAACUUUUGCUGAUGGUGGACAGUGAUGGCGAUGUGACCAGCGUGAAAUUUAACGUGAACGAUGACGAAAACGACGACGAGGAUGUCUCCGACUUUGAUGAUGAGCAACAACCGGUGAUAUAUGAGAUGCCAGAGACUCCUGAACCCACACCUGAUGCCAUAUCGUUCGAUUCCAAGUACAAUUACACUCAUCUGACAGUUAAUUCGUCGGGUUCGGCAGUUGCAUUUUCGAAUUUCGCAGGAUUUAUAGACAUUUUGAACCCUACAACAGGAAAAGCAAGCCGCUUGGUUCACAUGAGUGAAAUACCAACUGCUAUCAGCUUCACCUCUCGGGAUACAUUAUUGGUUGUUACUUUAUCGCAUAAAGUUUAUGAGUUCAACACGGAGAAUGCUCAGGGGGCAAACUUGUACACGGAGUGGUCAAAAAACAACACGGAGUUCAUUCCACGGCCAUUCCAGAAGCUUCCAGGCGAAUGCUUGGGCAUUUUUGAGUGCCUCGGUAAGUUCUGGGUCUACGGAAGUGACUGGUUGUGCUUUUUUGAUUCCAAAAAGGAUUUUCCACGGGCUUCCAAGCAAUCCAAAAAGAGAUCUGCCAAUGGGGAGUCUGCAUCAUCGGCUAAAGAAACCUCAGAGCACGAAGAGGUGGCCAGUAAAGUUUUCUGGAGGACUUCAGAUUACAGAAGUCUCAUUUUGGUUGCAAACUUGUCAACAGACGAAUUAGUGGUUGUGGAGCGGCCGGUGGAGAGUAUGCCCGCCCCAACACCGUUUAAGGUGUCUAGAAUAGCUCUCUGA